Messenger RNA from Tuber aestivum (summer truffle), 1114 nucleotides. Lineage: Eukaryota; Fungi; Ascomycota; Pezizomycetes; Pezizales; Tuberaceae. The record is from the annotation of a GenBank genome assembly.
GCGAGGAUCGCAGGAGGCCGACCGAACUGGUGGAUGCUUAUGCAGGAGUGUGGACGCCUAGGUACAAGUACUCGUAUCGAGUUUGAUUGAUUCGACCGAUUGAGGUCAGAUGAGCGCUUAUCAUCGGUGUAGGAUGACUCAUAGUACCGAGCGCCCAGCUUGCACUUGCGGUUACCGGUAUUCACACUGUUUUAAGGAUCUUGGUGUCGGGUUGGUGGGGUGGGUACGGGUGCGGUAUCGGAUCAUUCCCACCCGGGUUAUGGUUGGCUCCCGCUGGCUGCAACAGGUAGGGCUUAGACUGGUUGGUCGGCUGGAUGGAUUAAAUCGAUCAGGCACCGGUACAGUACCGGUGGUCUAUGGAGCUCCGUUUCGUCAGACUCGUUACGUGCGGGAGCCGGCGUUCCAGUCUUUCCGUUGCCUUAUCCGGGGUUUCGGGGUUUCGGGUAUUGGGUUGGCUGAUUGGUGUGCUCUAGCGGUGGACGUGAAAUUUGUGGCGACCGACGCAGCGGGCGGGUGGAGAAUGGACAUGGGGAUGAAGGUACUUGUAUUACCGGUAUGUUCGCCCGUGUGGGGUCAGUUUGCGGCUUCAUCUGGUGAGUUUUCUUGAGAAUGUUAAUGGAGCCGCGUGAAGCAGAGUACCGGCAAUACUCGGGAUAGCUAUUUUCUUGUUCAUUUUACUACGAGCAGCAAGGGUAUAGAACUGUGGAAUUGAUUUGUUUGCGUGUGCUAGAUUUGGACAACGUUACCGGUACCCUAAUUAUGUGUUGAAAUGGUGCGGUUGCACCGUACCGGUACUGUACUCUACUCGGGUACGAGCGCGGUACAUACUCGGGUAUCUCGGCUACACCACAAUUAAUAGUUCCCAUAUCUAGAUCUGGCAAGUGGUAAAGCUACCGGCAUCUCUCGGGGCUGGCGAGGCACCGCUGUGACAUUACGAACCUACGAUAUAUCCGGCACCGUAGGCACCCAUUUGCAUCCGCCCGCACCAGCUGGGGAGAAGCACUGGGAUCGGCUAAAGUCCAACGAGGCCGAGUUUGGGAUUUUGGACAAAAUUGGAUUUUCCAUGACGUUCGUCGGCUACUCGCGUAGAAGGGGAGAGUCAUCCUGUGCUGCA